AUGAUGAAGACAGAGAAAAAAUUCGGAACGAAGUUGUAUUCCCCGCGUUGGCUGUGGUGCGCGGUGCUUGUGGCUCAAAUAUUGGUCCUCCCAGCGGCAAAUGGGCAGGUCCAAGAAUGCCCUGCCUACCGAGAACCACAGGUUGUCAGCAAGAACUUUGACAAUGCCCUGUCCGUCCAAUACCUUGCUCCCAAUGGUUGUCCCUGUGUGAAUGGCAUGUCAGAUUUGCACUGUAGCUUCUGCGAGACAGAUGAGGGAUGUCAAACUGAAAACAGUAAACAUACAUGUCAAAAAGGAAUUGUGUUUGGUCCCAGAGAUACGUACAAGUCCUACAAGUGCCGACUGUUUUCGUUCCUUGAGUCUCUGCUUCCAAACGGAAAGCUGUCUGUUUACGUGGACAGAAUCAACAAGACUGCUCACAUGAGUAUUUUCAGUUCAAAUGCGACAGAACCAAUCAAUGGGGAGCAUCUUAUUAACUGCAAUGGCUCAGGGUGUAUUGCUGAGGAUGGUGGCACUGUCACCAGCUGUGAACUUGUUACAUGCAGUUGUACUGACAUAUGCGAUAAAAUGACAAGAACCCUGGCGGAAGAAGUCAUAUCUGGCAAUCCUGGUCGGUUCCAAGCCACAGACCGAGGUGAAGAAGAGUCUUAUAUUUCUGUGGAUAUUGAGGGAUCACCCUUUCUUCUUGAAGCAAUGUGCCAUGUCUCAACUUGCAGUGACAGUCCUCCCACUAUAGCUCCAACUCAAGCUCCUACAACGGAAGCUCCAACCGCACAACUCACUGAUGCUCCAACCAGACAUCCCACUAAUGCUCCAACCGCACAUCUCACUGAUGCUCCUAUUGCAGCACCUGCCAAGACUCAAGCUGCAUCUGACCUAACAGUGAUUUCGGAUGCAACAACAAACAAUGCUGAAUCUGUUGAGGCAUUGCAAUGCCCUGCUUAUAGACAACCAGAUGACCCCAACAAGGACUAUGAGCACGUCGAACAUGGCAAGUCAAUCCAGUAUCUGGCUCCCAAUGGCUGUUCCUGUGUAGAUGGCAUGUCAGAUUUGAACUGCGCUUUUUGUGAAACAGAUGAAGGAUGCCAAACAGAGCAUAGCCAGGAUGUGUGCCAAGAUGGGUUCGAGUUUGGUGACAGGGACACCUACAAAUCCUACAAGUGCACUGUAUCUGGUGUACUGGAGUCUUCAUUCCCCAAUGGAAAACUAUCUGCGUACGUUGACAAGCUCAACAAGACCGUUCAGAUGAGCAUUUACAAUUGGGACAUGGAAGAGUCAAUCAAUGGAGGGCAUGCCAUUGACUGUGUACUUUCAGACUGUGAUAUUCCUGUUGGUGCUACCAAUAUCAGUUGUGGACUUGCGAUUUGCAACUGUACUGAUCAAUGCAAUGGGCUUGCAAGAACCAUUGUACAUGGCACUCUGUCUGGCAAACCUGCGCAGGUCCUUGUUGCAGACGAGCAAGGUGGAAAGUCACAUAUAGCAUUGGCCAUGGAAGGAGCACCAUUUGACCUGGAAGCCAUGUGCACUGCUUCCGCUUGUGUCUCAGCUCCACCUGAGGCUCCUACCAGUAGCAUUGAUAAUGCGGAAGCAUCUUUGGGGUUGCCAGGAGCCUUUGCUUUGCAAAAGAAUAUCUAUGUGUUUGCUGCACUUUCAGUUCUCAUUACAGUUGGCGUCACAGUUGCAUAG
Molecule: messenger RNA, 1686 nt
Organism: Seminavis robusta
Lineage: Eukaryota; Bacillariophyta; Bacillariophyceae; Naviculales; Naviculaceae
Source: the annotation of a GenBank genome assembly